Molecule: messenger RNA, 7484 nt
Organism: Phycodurus eques (leafy seadragon)
Lineage: Eukaryota; Metazoa; Chordata; Actinopteri; Syngnathiformes; Syngnathidae
Gene: med12
Product: mediator complex subunit 12
Exons: 43
Coding region: 296-6916 (2206 amino acids)
Biological process (GO): regulation of transcription by RNA polymerase II
Cellular component (GO): mediator complex
Molecular function (GO): transcription coactivator activity; beta-catenin binding
Source: RefSeq, a predicted model, not a curated record
AGUCCCAUUCGCCUCCAUUAAUAUUGGCGAAGAAACCUCGUUUUUGUGGCUUUUUCACGCAGUUUGCAAGUUUGGGCUAGCCGAUGCAAAGCAGAGCUAUGCAACAAAGCUUCUGUACAACGGCGGGACCCAGGAUUUGCCUUAAAUACGAAGUUAUGCACAAAUUUGUCCACCUGGCCUGACUGAGGGCAUAUACAGCCGCAAUUCGCCGGAAGUGUUGGUGGUUCUCGGAGCUGGGUUCAGACUGGCAGCAGGAGGAAAGCAAGCAAAGCAUUGGCUGUGAUGCCGCUGGGUGAUGGCUGCCUUCGGAAUCCUCAGCUACGAACACCGGCCGUUAAAGCGGCCCCGGCUGGGGCCUCCGGACGUGUAUCCACAAGAUCCCAAGCAGAAGGAGGAUGAGCUGACUGCAUUGAAUGUGAAACAAGGAUUCAAUAACCAGCCAGCUGUGUCUGGUGAUGAACACGGCAGUGCAAAAAAUGUCAACUUCAACCCCUCCAAGAUCAGUUCCAACUUCAGCAGCAUCAUCGCCGAAAAGCUGCGUUACAACACCUUUCCCGACACAGGCAAGCGUAAACCGCAAGUCAACCAGAAGGAUAAUUUCUGGCUGGUCACUGCCAGGUCGCAGAGCUUGGUCAAUAACUGGUUCACUGAUUUAGCUGGCACAAAACCACUCACGCAGCUGGCCAAAAAGGUGCCAAUUUUCAGCAAGAAGGAGGAGGUUUUUGGGUACUUGGCAAAAUUCUUGGUCCCUGUCAUGCGCUCAGCAUGGAUGAUCAAGAUGACGUGCGCUUAUCAUGCAGCCAUCACAGAAACUAAAGUCAAGAAGAGGCACGUGAUUGAUCCUUGUAUAGAAUGGACCCAGAUCAUUACGAAGUACCUGUGGGAGCAGCUCCAGAAGGUGGCCGAGUUCUACCGACAGUUCCCCAGUCAAGGCUGUAGCUCGCCGCUCCCAGCCACUCCUGCUGAUGUGGAAAUGGCCACCAAGCAGUGGGAGUACAAUGAGAAACUGGCCAUGUUCAUGUUUCAGGACGGAAUGCUGGACAGACACGAGUUCCUAACGUGGGUGCUGGAGUGUUUCGAGAAGGUCAGACCCGGCGAGGAUGAGCUCCUGAGACUCCUCCUGCCGCUUUUGCUGCAGUACUCGGGGGAAUUUGUACAGUCGGCCUACUUGUCACGCAGGCUGGCUUACUUUUGCACGCGGCGCCUUAACUUGUUGCUCAGCGACGGCAGCCUGGGCUCCAGCACGGGCGGCGGGCACCCGGCGCAUGGUAUUUUGACGCCACAAGGCAAUGUACUGCCCCCGACGCCGACCUCCCAGCCGGCUGGAGGGAACCAGCCCCAGACGCCAUUCACAGACUUCUAUAUUUGCCCCCAGCACCGGCCUUUGGUUUUUGGCCUCAGCUGCAUGUUGCAGAGUAUAAUGUUAUGUUGCCCCAGUGCUCUGGUGUGGCAUUACUCUCUAACAGACAGCAGAAACAAGACUGGCUCCCCACUGGACCUCCUGCCCAUUGCCCCCUCCAGCUUACCAAUGCCAGGGGGAAACACUGCCUUCACACAGCAGGUCCGUGUAAAGCUGAGAGAAAUUGAGGAGCAAGUUAAGGAGCGAGGCCAGGCGGUGGAGUUUCGCUGGUCGUUUGACAAGUGCCAGGAGACCACUGCAGGGUUCACUAUUGGGAGGGUGCUGCACACCCUGGAGGUUUUGGACAACCACAGCUUCGAAAAGUCCGACUUUAACAACUCGCUGGACUCCUUGUACAACAGAAUAUUUGGCUCAGGCCAGAGCAAGGAUGGUCAUGAGAUGUCGCCGGACGACGAUGCAGUGGUGACCCUGCUUUGUGAAUGGGCUGUGUGCUGCAAGCGGUCAGGUAGACAUAGAGCCAUGGUGGUGGCCAAACUGCUGGAGAAACGACAGGCAGAAAUAGAAGCAGAACGUUGCGGAGAGUCUGAGGUGGUGGAUGAGAAGGGCUCGGUGUCAUCGGGCUCCCUUUCCGCCGCCACGCUUCCAGUCUUUCAGGAUGUUCUGCUUCAGUUCCUGGAUACUCAGGCCCCUACGCUGACGGAGCCUGGCAACGAGAACGAGCGAGUGGAGUUCUCCAACCUGGUGCUGCUCUUCUGCGAGCUCAUCCGCCAUGACGUUUUCUCGCACAACAUCUACAUGUGCACGCUCAUCUCCCGUGGAGACCUGUCCUCCGACGGCCACCUGCCACGCCCACGAUCCCCCAGUGAUGAGCCCUCGGACGAGUCGGACCGCAAGGAUCAAGACGCAGGCAGCAGCAUAAAGAUGGAGGACACCGGCCUGUCAGAGUCUAUGGAAAUCGACCACAACUCAAGUGCCAAUUUUGACGAGAUGUUCUCUCCUUCGAUGCACUGCGAGUCCAAGGGCAGCCCCUCCCCAGAAAAGUCCGCACCCGAGCAGGACGUCAAGAACACCUGCAAGGACAAAAGCAUGGACCCGGCCUUCCCCCAGCUGUACGAGCAGCCCCGGCACAUUCAGUACGCCACCCACUUCCCCAUUCCUCAGGAGGAGAACACCAGCCAUGAGUGCAACCAGAGGCUUGUGGUCCUCUACGGCGUUGGAAAACUGCGAGACGAAGCCCGACACACCAUCAAGAAGAUAACCAAAGAUAUCUUGAAGGUUCUCAACCGCAAAAGCACUGCAGAAACAGGGGGUGAGGAGGGACAAAAGAGGAAGAGGAAUAAGCCAGAGGCCUUCCCCACCGCAGAAGAUAUCUUCUCCAAGUUCCAGCACCUCUCUCACUUUGACCAGCACCAGGUCACCUCACAGGUGUCCCGAAAUGUGCUGGAACAGAUCACCAGCUUUGCCUUAGGGAUGUCCUAUCACUUGCCUCUCGUACAGCACAUUCAGUUCAUCUUUGACCUCAUGGAGUACUCCCUCAACAUUAGUGGCCUCAUCGACUUUGCCAUUCAGCUUCUGAAUGAGCUGAGCCUGGUGGAAGCCGAGCUGCUGCUCAAGUCAUCAAGCCUGGUGGGGAGCUAUACCACCAGCUUAUGUCUGUGCAUCGUCGCUGUCCUGAGGAGGUACCACUCCUGCCUCAUACUCAACCCCGAGCAGACGGCGCAGGUCUUCGACGGACUUCGCAUUGUGGUGAAGUCUGGUGUGAACCCAGCAGACUGUUGUUCCGCUGAGCGCUGCAUCUUGGCCUACCUGUAUGACCUUUACACCUCGUGCAGUCACUUGAAGAACAAGUUUGGGGAAAUAUUCAGUGAGUUCUGCUCCAAAGUGAAGAACUCCAUUUACUGCAACAUCGACCCCUCGGACUCCAACAUGCUGUGGGACCCCGUGUUCAUGAUGGAGGCAAUCGCCAACCCCUCGGCGCACAACUUCAACCACUCCAUGGUGGGCAAGAUCCUCAAUGACAGCCCUGCCAAUCGCUACAGCUUCGUGUGCAACGUACUCAUGGAUGUGUGCGUGGACCACCGGGACCCUGAGAGGGUUAAUGAUAUCGGGAUCCUGUGUGCCGAGCUGACGGCGUAUUGUCGCUCCCUGAGUGCUGAGUGGCUCGGCAUCCUCAAGGCACUCUGCUGCUCCUCCAACAACGGCAACUGCGGCUUUAACGACCUGCUGUGUAACGUCGACGUUAGUGAUUUGUCCUUUCAUGAUUCCCUGGCCACCUUUGUGGCCAUUCUCAUAGCAAGACAAUGUCUUCUGCUGGAGGACCUGGUGCGCUGUGUGGCCAUUCCAUCCCUCCUCAAUGCCGCCUGCAGCGAGCAAGACUCUGAGCCAGGCGCGAGACUCACCUGCAGGAUUUUGUUGCACCUUUUCAAGACACCGCAGCGUAACCCUGUCCCCCAAGACGGCAUUAAGUCGGAUAAGUCUUCCGUCGGUAUCCGGUCGUCAUGCGACCGCCAUCUCCUGGCAGCGUCACAGAAUAGCAUCGUCGUGGGAGCAGUAUUCGCUGUCCUCAAGGCAGUCUUCAUGUUAGGUGAUGCCGAGCUGAGGGGAUCGGGACUGUCCCACUCAGCUGGCCUUGACGACCUAUCGGAGGGCCGAAACGUCUCCAUUGAAACAGCUAGCUUGGAUGUGUAUGCAAAGUAUGUCCUGAAGACCAUCUGCCAGCAGGAGUGGGUGGGGGAGCGCUGCCUCAAGUCUCUGUCUGAGGACAGCAGUGCCCUCCAGGACCCGGUGCUCGUCAACAUUCAGGCCCAAAGGCUGCUGCAGCUCAUUUGCUACCCUCACCGGCAGCUUGAUAGUGAUGACGGCGACAACCCUCAGAGGCAGCGUAUCAAACGCAUCUUACAGAAUAUGGACCAGUGGACGAUGAGGCAGUCAUCGCUGGAGCUUCAGCUGAUGAUCAAACAGAGCACAAACAAUGAGCUCUAUUCUCUGUUGGAGAAUAUAGCCAAGGCCACAAUCGAGGUGUUUCAAAAAUCAGCUGAGAUGAACUCCAAUAACCCCUCAGGAAACGGCCCCACGCUUCAAAGCGGCUCUGCGUCCAACAGCAGCAGCAGCACCAGCAAGAUGAAACCUAUUUUAAGUUCGUCAGAGCGGUCAGGUGUGUGGCUGGUGGCUCCUUUGAUUGCCAAACUUCCCACCUCAGUUCAGGGUCAUGUUCUGAAGGCAGCAGGGGAGGAGCUGGAGAAAGGACAACACCUUGGUUCAUCCUCGCGGAAGGAGAGGGAUCGCCAGAAACAGAAAAGUAUGUCAUUGCUGAGUCAGCAGCCGUUCCUGUCUUUGGUGCUGACUUGCCUGAAGGGUCAGGACGAGCAGCGGGAGGGUCUUCUCACCUCCCUUUACAGCCAAGUUCAGCAGAUAGUCACUAACUGGAGAGAGGACCAGUACCAGGAUGACUGCAAGGCCAAGCAAAUGAUGCACGAGGCCUUGAAACUGCGACUCAAUCUUGUGGGUGGUAUGUUCGACACGGUGCAGCGCAGCACCCAGCAAACCACUGAAUGGGCCGUCCUCCUGCUGGACAUCAUCAGCAGCGGAACAGUGGACAUGCAGUCCAAUAACGAGCUCUUCACAACCGUGCUGGACAUGCUGAGUGUGCUGAUUAAUGGUACGCUGGCAGCCGACAUGUCCAGCAUCUCUCAGGGCAGCAUGGAGGAGAAUAAGAGAGCUUACAUGAACCUGGUCAAGAAGCUCAGGAAAGAGCUUGGGGAUCGGCAGUCGGAGAGCUUGGAGAAGGUUCGCCAGCUGUUGCCACUACCCAAGCAAACGCGUGAUGUCAUCACGUGUGAACCUCAGGGCUCACUGAUCGACACCAAGGGUAACAAGAUCGCCGGAUUUGAGAAAGAGGGGCUUCAAGUGUCAACCAAGCAGAAGAUCUCUCCGUGGGACGUCUUCGAAGGUCUCAAACACUCGGCCCCUCUCUCGUGGGGCUGGUUCGGUACUGUGCGCAUGGACCGCAAGGUGACCAAAUUCGAGGAGCAGCAGCGCUUCCUGCUCUACCACACGCACUUGAAGCCCAAACCGCGCAGCUACUACCUGGAACCGCUCCCACUGCCUCCCGAGGAAGAGGAGCCACUGACACCCAUCUCGCAGGAGCCUGAAAAGAAGAUGAUGGAGGCGAUGAAGCCGGAGAAGAAUGUGCCAACCGUGCCCUCGGAUUCCAACAAGAAGAAGUCCAACAAGAAGAAGAAGACUCCAUCGGCCAAGACGGAGGAUUAUGUGAACCGGACACCUGGUGUGAGCUAUGGAACAAACAUGCCACCAGAGCUCAUCCAGAAUCCUUACAGCAGGUUACCCUAUGGCCAACAGAGCAUGGGGAUGUACACACAGAACCAACCUCUACCUCCUGGAGGGCCCGGUUUAGAUCCCCCCUACAGGCCUGCCCGCAACCCCCCAAUGAACAAGAUGAUGACCACACGGCCCAACUACCCGGGCAUGAUGCCGACGAUGCCGGGCAACAUGCCCGGCAUGAUGGGACUGGACAAGCAGUACCAAAUGGUCUACAAGCCUCAGCCUAACAUGCAGCAGAACCAAAUGCUGCGCCACCAGCUGCAGGUCAGAUUGAAUCACAGCAUGAUAGGGCAGCAGAUCAGACAAAUGGCACCAAACCAACCAUACACUUCAAUGCAGCCAUCUCAAAACUUAUCUCAGGGCUACACGUCAUACGGCUCACACAUGGGAAUGCAGCCGCACCCGUCCCAAGGUGGUGCCAUAGUUCCCUCCACCUAUGGGAACCAGAACUUCCAAGGCCCCCACCCAGGAGCCAACCCAGCCGUGGUGGAUCCUCUGAGGCAAAUGCAGCAGAGGCCCAGUGGUUAUGUUCACCAGCAGGCCCCGGGAUAUACACACAACAUGCAGAAUGCACAGAGGUUUAACCACCAGCCCAUCCAGCAGAAUCCCAUUAUGCACGGUCUUGGUCACAUGGGAGGACAGGGCAGCCAUCCGGGCAUGAGGCCCAAUCAGAUGCUGACAGAACAACAGCAGCAGCAACAACAACAACAGCAGCAGCAACAACAGCAGCAGCAGCAGCACCAAGCAGCAGCACAACAGCAGCAGCAGCAUUACCUCAGACAGCAAGCACUCAGACAGCAACAGCAGCAGGCCCAACAAGUUCAACAACAACAACAGCAGCAGCAACAACAACCAGUCCAGUCCCAGCAGGGCCCUCCUCAGCAGCAGGUUCCGCCGCAGCAACAGCAACAGCAGCAACAGCAGCAGCAGCAGCAGCAGCAGCAGCAACAGCAACAACAACAACAACAACAACAACAACAGCAACAACAACAGCAGCAGGGGUCAGGUGUACCUCCACCAGGGCAGCAACAGAACCAGGGCCUGGGCAUGCAGCCACUGCCUCCACAGCAACCCAUGGUACGACCCAGCACAUUCCCACGUCAGGGCAUGCAGCAGACGCAGCAGCAGCAGCAGACGGCCGCUCUGGUCAGACAACUCCAACAACAACUCUCAAAUACACAACCAGGACAGGGCACCAAUUCAUAUUACCAUUAGAGUGCAUAAUUUCUUCACAUCGCUUUUGUCACCAUCGGAAUAUGGAAAAGUCUAUGGGGGGGAAAAAUACCUGAAAGGAUAACAAUAAUGCAUUUUUUUGUAUUUUAUUUCACUUUGUACAAUUUUUUUCAGUUUUUAUGUAUUUCUCAUUAAAUAACGUGAAGUUUUUGUCUUGUAAUGUUUUUGUUUGCUACCUGUAUUCUGUAUUUAAAAAAAAAAAUGUGAAAUGAAAACUUUCAUGAUAAAAUCAAGAGAGAAGAAAAGGAUUUCUUGUCUCAACUUGCCCAGAAAAUGUUUGUAUUUUUUCUUCAUAGAAACCUUCACCUUCACAAUUAUAUAUAACUAAGCCAUAAAAUUUACCUGUUGGAUAUUUGUUUGUACACAGUAGUCACGACAUUAGGUACACCUGCACGAUACAAACAUUCUACCUUUAUCAAGCUGGUAAUUCAGUUAUGAUUGACAACUUCAGAAAGGCAUCCAGUUAAAUUUUCUGUUGCUAAUAUUUUGUCCCAUCGAGAAACAGGAUUAUUGUGAGUCAUUUACAGAUUGUCCGCUAAGAGGCGCUGUC